This is a messenger RNA of Pelecanus crispus (Dalmatian pelican), 1113 nucleotides long. The record is from RefSeq and is a predicted model, not a curated record. NCBI's taxonomy places the organism in Eukaryota, Metazoa, Chordata, Aves, Pelecaniformes, Pelecanidae.
AUGGUCAUGGACAAGUCAGUUUCAGAUCCUUGCAACACCCUUCCUCUCUUCUAUAUUUAUACGGUUUCACUGAGUGUAUUUGAGCCCCUGGCUCAUUCCCCUGGGUUUCAGCAGGCGGAUGGGGAGGGGAUAGCUUCCAGCCAGGAGAGGACCACGGCUUUCCUCCUUCAUCAGGCUUUCCAAAUCAAAGACGACAUCAUCUCCUACCUCCAGGGAAGCAAAGGUUAUCAGCAUGGGGUGGCCGCUGCCCGGCAGCUGCAGGAAAACCACAUCCAGACCAUUACGAGCAUCGUUAAAAAGCUCAGCCAGGACAUUGAGGUUUUGGAGAGGCAAAUAAGAACAAGGGAUGGUGCUGCAGUACAAACUAAUUUUGCUGUUCAAAGUCUGGACCAUAAAUACAUCCAGGGUCUUGGAGACCUGCGUGGAAGAGUGGCAAGGUGCGAGGCAAGCAUUGCAAAACUGUCGGGAGACAUCAGUAUUAUCAGGCAUGAGGCCCAGAAGACUGAUAAAGAGAUUUAUGGCCUUCACUCUGCCCUCAAAAAUUGUGUUGGCGAUUUUGAGAAGAAGGUAAUGCAGCUAUUAGGCAAGAUAGAGACUUCCAACUCUGAUCAAAGCUUGAAUUUAAAGACAGUCCAGGGAGAUCAACAACACGAAUUGCAACUUCUGGAUUUCAAGUUGACAAGUAUUCUAAGUAACUUCAGGGAUCAGAUACAGACUCAUCGGAAGUGGACAGAAACGCAGUUGACACAGUCUGAAGAAGAUCAAGCCCAGCACAGGCAUCAUCUGCUUAACUUGGUGAAGGAGAGACUGGAAAGAGCAGAAAAGAGAGUAGAAGAAAAGCUCCUACUUCUGUCACUAAAGCUAGAACAAAUGGAUAAACCACAGGAACAUGAAAAGCAGUUGAACCAGAUGAAGAGAGAUGAAAAAAACCUGCAUGCAAGAAUCACCAGAUUUGAAAGACAGAUCUGGAAAGAGCUUGAGGAAAUCCAAAAUGAAUACAGAUCAGGAUUUCAAUCCAUUCACGAGUCUCUGGAGCUGCUCAAACAAAUACAGAACACAAAGCUGAAACUUGAAAAAAAAAAAAUUAGGAAAGACAUGAAAAAGAUACAAUGA